Molecule: messenger RNA, 651 nt
Organism: Truncatella angustata
Lineage: Eukaryota; Fungi; Ascomycota; Sordariomycetes; Amphisphaeriales; Sporocadaceae
Product: cutinase
Exons: 3
Coding region: 1-651 (216 amino acids)
Biological process (GO): carbohydrate catabolic process
Cellular component (GO): extracellular region
Molecular function (GO): cutinase activity
Source: RefSeq, a predicted model, not a curated record
AUGAAGUUCCCCAUCGUCGCACUCACAUUGGCGUCUUUCGCUUGGGCCGGACCUGUUCCUGUCAUCGAAACGCGCCAGACGGCUGCCACUUCCAACGAGUUCACUAUUGGGGGCUGUCGAGAUGUGAUCUUUAUCUGGUCGCGUGGAAGCACCGAAGUUGGCAACAUGGGUACCAUCGUUGGCCCGCCAGUAUCCAACGGCCUCAAAGCCAAGUUCGGGGCGACGAAGGUCGCUACUGAAGGUGUCGACUACGCUGCGCUGCUUUCUACGAACUUCCUUCCGGGCGGCGCUGAUCCGGUGGGCAUUGCGCUGAUGUCGCAGCUUCUUACUCAGGCAGCCACUCAGUGCCCGAACUCAAAGAUCGUAGCCGGAGGCUAUAGUCAAGGCGCCGCCAUGACCCAUCGGGCAGUGGAGCAGCUCAGUGCCUCUGUUAUCUCCCGAAUCGCUGGCAUUGUCUUGUUUGGUGACACACAGUACUUGCAAUCGAAUGGUCGAAUUGCCAACUACCCUACUUCGAAGACCAAGAUCUACUGCGCGUUUGGAGAUCUUGUCUGCGCAGGCACCCUGACUAUCACGGCGGCUCACUUGUCGUAUGGCGCAGAUGCCGAUGAUGCCGCCGCAUUCCUAGUCGAUAGAAUCAAUGCUGCUUAA